UUAGUGUUUUAAUAUUUUAAUUUUAAUUUUUUUUCAAUAUGAGUGAUGAAGAUAUAAUAAUUAUGAGGGCAGCUUUUGUUUUCACAUCUUUGGUUUCUCGAUUAAAAAAAAAUAAAUCUAUUCAAAGAAGACGUUGGUGGCAACGAACAAUUUUCGAAAGUAGACGUCGUUAUAAUGGAAAUGAUUUACUAAAUGAUUUAAGACUGGAACAUCCCGGCUUCAAAAACUUUAUUAGAAUGUCAACAACAGAUUUUGAAUCAUUGCUUGAAGUUAUUGGUCCUAAAAUUGGGAAGGAUACAACUCACCUGAGGGAAACAAUUCCAAUAAACGUGCGGCUAGCCGUAACACUACGUUUUUUGGCUACUGGUGAUUCAUAUACAAGUUUAAUGUAUCUUUUUAAAAUUUCUAAACAAUUAAUAUCUAAUAUAGUACCAGAAAUAUGUGAAGCUAUAGUUGAUGCCCUAAAAUUAUAUGUGCAGAUGCCUAAUUCAUCAAUCGAGUGGGAAUUAAUCGCAAAUGACUUUAAUGAGCUAUGGAAUUUUCCACAAUGUGUAGGUGCCAUUGACGGUAAACACAUCGUGAUGCAAGCACCUUUUAAUAGUGGUACUGAGUAUUUCAAUUACAAGGGGACAUUUAGUGUUGUUCUACUUGCAGCAGUAGACGCACACUAUUGUUUUAUUUAUGCAAGUGUAGGGUGUCAAGGUAGAAUAUCAGACGGAGGUGUAUUUAAUAAUUCAAUAUUGGCAAAAAAAAUGUACGAUGAAUCUUUAAACCUACCAUCACCAAAAGAACUUCCAGGACAACAAGAAAAAUCCCCUUAUGUUUUUGUAUGCGAUGGUGCUUUUCCUUUGAAGGAAAAUUUAAUGAAACCUUUUCCAGGAAAUCAUUUACAAGGUUCACCACGACGAGCUUUUAACUACCGUUUAUCAGGGCACGGCGUGUCGUUGAAAAUGCUUUUGGCAUAAUGGCUUCAGUUUUUCGAGUCUUAAGAAAACCGUCAUUACUACAACCCGAAAAAACAAAUACUAUUGUUUUAGCGUGCGUCCAUUUGCAUAAUUUUUUAAGACGGAGCGAAUCAUCAAAAAAUUUAUAUUGUCCACCCGAUAUUUUUGACAACGAAGACUUAGAAAAUCAAAUUUUGAAAAAAGGAACAUGGAGAAGCGAUUUAUCGGAAACUACAUCAUUUUUACCAUUGAAAAAAUGUGGACGAAAAUCAGCAGCAGACGUAGAAGAAACUCGUGAACGAUUUGCUCGUUAUUUUGCAACUACAGGGCGUGUGCAUUGGCAAGAUGCAUUUGAAUAAAUUGUAUUUAGUUACCUACUUCUAUAUUUAAUUUUUAACUAUUUUAGUGUUGUCUAUUAACUAUCAAUUAUUAACUAAUAAAAACUAUCAAUUCAUUA
This is a messenger RNA of Aphis gossypii (cotton aphid), 1401 nucleotides long. RefSeq lists its product as uncharacterized. Bases 39 to 965 code for a protein of 308 amino acids. NCBI's taxonomy places the organism in Eukaryota, Metazoa, Arthropoda, Insecta, Hemiptera, Aphididae. The record is from RefSeq and is a predicted model, not a curated record. The transcript is spliced from 2 exons.